CAGGUCGGACACCCUGCGGGCUGAGGUAGGAUUGUUCAAACUACCUGUCGGAGCCGAGAACAGUAGGGAAUGUGUGGAAAAGAAGCGCGCUUCGCUCGAAACCGAAACGUUGGUUUUCACUUUCUUCAAAGACAUUAAUGUCAGAGGAAGGCGGCGGGGCUGUUUUCUUCUUCUUGGAUAAAUAAUUAACCGCUAACUCCAGCGCGUGCAGGCUACAGAACAAAACAAAACAAGAACAGCCAAGCUAAGUCAGUGAGCUGAGGCGAGCAGGAGAGCGUGACCAGAGAGGCAAAAACACCCACUGGUGUUUUAAAUUAUUAUUUGUUGGCUUUUAUUUUCAUUUGAAACACUUUGAUGUCAUUUGAAGCGCUUCGCUGUCAUCAUGCUGGGAGCGGAGAGCAGACUGGAGAGCCGGCUGGAGAGGCUGAAGUCCAUAAUGAAGAAUCCCCAGUCGGAACUUAACAUGGCAACCCUGCUGGAUUCCAUCAAUGCCUUGACUCAUGAUCUGAACUAUCCUGUCCUGAGAAAAAACAAAAACAUUGAGGCUUUUGUGAACAGAUUUGAAAAGGUGGUGAAUGAGCUGCGAGAGCUGCAGGUGAAGCUUGAAGACUUUGAAAAAGUGAAGUUAAUCGGAAGAGGAGCCUAUGGAGAAGUGCAGCUGGUUCGUCACAAGGCCUCGAAAAAGGUUUACGCUAUGAAGCAGCUCAGCAAGUUUGAGAUGAUCAAGAGGUCAGAUUCAGCCUUCUUCUGGGAGGAGAGGCACAUCAUGGCGUUUAACAACAGUCCCUGGAUCGUCCAGCUCUGCUGUGCUUUCCAAGACGAUCACCACCUCUAUAUGGUGAUGGAGUUCAUGCCUGGAGGAGACUUGGUCACACUCACCAUAAACUAUGACAUCCCUGAGAAGUGGGCUCGUUUCUACACGGCUGAAGUCGUGCUGGCGCUGGACGCUAUCCACUCCAUGGGCUUCAUCCACCGUGAUGUUAAACCUGACAACAUGCUGCUGGACCAAAACGGACACCUCAAACUGGCCGACUUCGGCACAUGCUUGAGGAUGGACUCGACAGGUAUGGUGAACUGUGACACUGCUGUAGGCACACCAGACUACAUCUCCCCUGAGGUGCUUCAGUCUCAGGGUGGUGAUGGAAACUACGGCAGGGAGUGUGACUGGUGGUCUGUGGGAGUUUUUAUCUACGAGAUGCUGGUUGGUGAAACUCCAUUUUAUGCCGAGUCUCUCAUCGGGACUUAUGGGAAGAUCAUGAACCACCAGAACUCCCUCAGCUUUCCUGAUGAUAUGGAGAUGUCUCCUGAUGCCAAAAAUCUCAUCUGUGCCUUUCUGACUGACAGGACGGUUCGACUGGGCCGCACCGGUGUGGAUGAGAUCAAACAUCACCCCUUCUUCAAGAGCGACCAGUGGACUUUUGACAACAUCCGUGACACUGUGGCCCCAGUUGUGCCGGAGCUUCACAGUGACAUAGACACAAGUAAUUUUGACGACGUCGAGGUGGAAAAAGGCGAUGCGGAGACCUUUCCUCCACCCAAAGCCUUUGUGGGCAACCAGCUACCUUUUAUUGGCUUCACCUAUUUCAAAGAAGACCAGUUGCUGAAAGGAAUUAGCAGCAGCUCAGUGGAGGAUUUGAACAACUGUACGGAAAUCUCUAAAGACAAGCAGAUCUCGUUGGACGAUCAGAAAGAGCUGCAGAAGAAGAUUAAUCAGCUGGAGGAACAGCUAGAUAAUGAAAUGCAGGCCAAAGAUGAUCUGGAGCAAAAGUGCAAAAAUGCUACCAACCGUUUAGACAAGCUGGUCAAAGAACUGGACAAAGAGAUGAACAGCAGGCAGAAAGUGGAGGCCUCGCUGAGGCAGCUGGAGCGAGAGCGAGCGCUGCUGCAGCAUCAGAGUACAGAGAGUGUCCGCAAAGCCGAUAUCGAAGUGGACAGAAAGCGCAUCUUGGAGAAUGAAUUGAACAACCUGAGGGACCAGCUGGAGGAUUUGAAAAAGAGAAACCAGCAGUCUAAUGAGAAGAACAUGCAGCUUCAGAAACAGCUCGAAGAGGCCAACGCCAUGCAUCAGAACGAGCAGGAAGUGGCGUCGCGGCUGAAGAAGUGUCAGGCCGAGGCUCAGAAACAAACACAGAGCCUCGAAGUUAGCCUCAGGGAGACGGAGGAAAAAUACAACCAGCUGAACAACAGCAAGAUGGAGCAGGAGAAGCAGCUGAGGGAGCUGCAGGCUGAGCUGGAGGAGGCGAGAAGGGACCGAAACUACGGGACAGAAACGAUUACAGACCUGCAGGGACAAAUUUCUAGUCUGCAGGACGAGCUGAAGGAGGGAAAAUCUGCUCUGUCCAAAGUCCAAACUGAAAAGGAGGAGCUGCAGGGGAAACUCAACGAUCUCGAAAAGGGAAAAAACAACCAAGAGAUCGAUCUGACGUUCAAGCUGAAGUCCCUCCAGCAGAGUCUGGAGCAGGAAGAGGCAGAACACAAGUCCACUAAAGCAAAGCUCGCUGACAAAAACACAAUCUAUCAGUCCAUCGAGGAGGAAAAAUCUGCAGCCUUGAAAGAGAUGGAGAGCACCCUGCAGGAGGAGCGCAGCUUGAAGCUGCAGGUGGAGGCUAAGCUGCUGCAGCUGGAGAAGGAACACUCGAUGCUGGACUGUGACUACAAGCAAGAGCAGCACAAGCUGGACGAACUGCAGGCGCAGAAGGAGAAACUUCAUGAAGAGGUUAAAAGCCUUACGUUUCGUCUGGAUGACGAGAUCCACAAGCGAAGUUUGACCCAGAGCGAACUGAAGAUGCAGCAGAAGCAGGUGUCUGUGCUCAGCACCUCGGAGAAGCAGCUCAAGCAGGAGCUCAACCAGCUGCUGGACAUAAAGCAGAGCCUGGAGAAACACAACCAGGAGCUGCGCAGGGAAAAGCAGGAGGCUGAUGGCCAGCUGAAGGAACUGAAGGACCAGCUGGAGGCAGAGCAGUAUUUCACAACCCUUUAUAAAACUCAGGGCCGUGAGCUGAAAGCUGAGUGCGAUGAGAAGAACAAGCUGGUUAAAGAGCUGCGGCAGCGACUGGCAGAAUACAGUGAAGAAAGGGAUUCUAUGGCAGCUCAGCUGGAGAGCAGUUUGACCAAAGCGGAUUCGGAGCAGCUGGCUCGGUCAGUUAUCGAGGAGCAGUACUCCCUUCUGGAGAAGGAAAAGAUCAUGAAGGAACUGGAGAUCAAAGACAUGCUGGCGAGACACAAACAGGAGCUCGGAGAGAAGGACGCCACCAUCAGCUCGCUGGAAGAGUCUAACCGCACUCUGACGACGGACGUAGCCAACCUGGCCAGUGAGAAGGAAGAGCUGAACAACAAGCUGAAAGGACUGCAGCAAGAGCUUCAAAAAGCCAAGGAAGAAGAGAAGCAGUUGAAUUCUGUGCACAUGUCAUUUGAAAAGCAGCUGCAAUAUGAAAGAACGCUCAAAAUUCAGGCAGUGAACAAGCUUGCUGAGGUGAUGAACAGGAAAGAGUCGGUGCGAGGAGGCCAUCGAGGCAUCGACUCCGAGGUGCACAAGAAGGAGAAGGAGAACAGGAAGCUGCAGCUGGAGCUGAAAGCAGAGAGGCAGAAAUUUAACAGCACCAUCAUCAAAUUACAGAGGGACAUGAACGACAUGCAGGCG
Nematolebias whitei (Rio pearlfish) is the source of this 3640-nucleotide messenger RNA. Its product is annotated as rho-associated protein kinase 2. Gene Ontology annotation, cellular component: centrosome; cytoplasm; cytoskeleton. Gene Ontology annotation, molecular function: small GTPase binding; Rho-dependent protein serine/threonine kinase activity; ATP binding. The record is from RefSeq and is a predicted model, not a curated record. Gene Ontology annotation, biological process: actomyosin structure organization; cortical actin cytoskeleton organization; Rho protein signal transduction. Lineage: Eukaryota; Metazoa; Chordata; Actinopteri; Cyprinodontiformes; Rivulidae.